CGGCUUCCCAAGUUGUCUUCUUUGUCUUUAGUAUCUUCAAACCGUUUUCUCAUUUGUCAUUCAUUCACCCACUUCACUUCGCUUCUCGACUGGUUUUUUCUCUUUAAAGUUACAAGCUACAGCCCCAUCAAGAAAUCAAAACAAUGAGUCGUUUUUGGACUUUUCUCACUCAUGUUCAUGCAUUAUCUGGGCCGGUCCUGAUGUUGCUAUACCCUUUAUAUGCAUCUGUGAUGGCCAUAGAGAGCCCUUGCAAAUUGGAUGAUGAACAGUGGCUUGCUUAUUGGAUCCUAUAUUCAUUUCUAACUCUUACAGAGAUGGUCCUCCAGUCCAUCUUAGAAUGGAUUCCAAUUUGGUAUACGGUGAAACUAGUGUUGGUGGCAUGGCUGGUUCUGCCGCAGUUCAGGGGAGCAGCUUUCAUUUAUGAAAAAUAUGUGAGGGAAAAUUUAAAGAAAUACAGAGGGGGUAGAGAUCGUCAUCAUUCUCCCCACACUUCACCUAACGUUAGCAGUGGCAAGGGCAAGAACAAGUUUGUUCAAUUCAUAACCCCUAAGAAAGGAGAGCAUGAGGCUUAUUGAAGAGGGUGUAGACAAAGUGAAGAAGAGAACCCAGUUUACUUGCUAUGUGGAUAUUCUGCUCCAUGACUUGCUUUUGUCUUCGGUUUUAGACUUUUUCUGUUUGUUGGUUGUAAAUCUUUUCGGCUCUGAAUGUACAAGUUUCACCAGUUAAAAGGCAAACUAUCUGUGACCUGUUAUCUACUAAUUAAAUUUUAAUUUUAAGCUUUA
Molecule: messenger RNA, 782 nt
Organism: Ricinus communis (castor bean)
Lineage: Eukaryota; Viridiplantae; Streptophyta; Magnoliopsida; Malpighiales; Euphorbiaceae
Product: HVA22-like protein e
Exons: 5
Coding region: 144-575 (143 amino acids)
Source: RefSeq, a predicted model, not a curated record